AUGGCAAGCGCCACCACGCCCAUCCUUCCCGCUGAGGGCAAGCGCAACGUCUUGAUCACCAGCGCUCUCCCCUACUCCAACAACCUGCCACACUUGGGCAACGUCAUUGGCAGUGUUCUGUCAGCCGACUUGUACGCCCGAUACUGCAGAGCCAGAGGAUACCAGACUCUGUACGUUUGCGGCACUGAUCAAUACGGCACCGCUACCGAAACAAAGGCCCUCGAGGAAGGCACCGACCCUGCUUCCCUUUGCGCCAAGUACCAUGCCCUUCACAAGUCCAUCUACGACUGGUUCCGCAUUGAUUUCGAUAUUUUCGACAAGACGCCGACGCAACACCAGACCGACAUCGUACAAGACAUCUUUACCAAGCUUUGGAAGAAUGGCUACAUUUACGAAGAUGAGACCAUUCAGCCGUUUUGUCCCGUAGAGUCCCACAAUACUUUCCUUGCCGACCGUUUCGUCGAGGGCGAAUGCUCCAUCUGUGGUGACAAGGGCGCCCGUGGCGACCAGUGCGACGCCUGCGGCUCUAUUCUCGAUCCUCUCAAGCCCGAAGAAACGGGAGCCGUCGACGGAGACGCGGCCAUUGAAGUCAAGGCUACCGGCUGGCUGGUCAACCCCCGCUGCAAGGUCGACGGCACAGCUCCCGAAGCCCGCAAGACGAAGCACCUUUAUCUGAAGCUCGAUGACAUCUCGGAGGAGCUGAAAGCUUGGUACAAGACCACCGCCGAUAACGGCUGGAGCACAAACGCCAAAGCCAUUACCCAAUCUUGGAUUGACAAGGGUCUCAAGCCUCGUGCCAUCUCCCGAGAUCUGAAGUGGGGUGUCCCAAUCCCUGCUGUAGAAGGCUUAAACGUUGAAGACUAUGCUCGCAAGGUCUUUUACGUCUGGUUCGAUGCCUGCAUUGGCUACAUAUCCAUCACCAAGACUUAUACUGAUGGUGACAACCGAGACGGCAAGAACUGGGAGAAGUGGUGGAAGAACCCCGAGAACGUCGAGCUUAUGCAAUUCCAGGGUAAGGAUAACGUUGGUUUCCACAGCAUCGUUUUCCCUUCUUCUUUGCUUGGUACCAAGGAGAACUGGACCAAGGUAACCAGAAUCUCCGCUACGGAGUACCUCAACUACGAACAGGGGAAGUUCUCCAAGUCUCGCGGUAUCGGCGUGUUUGGCAACAACGCCAAGGAUACUGGCAUUGACCCUGACAUCUGGCGAUUCUAUCUGCUCUCUCGCCGUCCCGAACUGGCAGAUUCGGAAUUCAAGUGGGAAGAAUUCAUUGAUGUCAACAACAACGAAUUGCUCAAGAAUGUUGGCAAUUUCAUCCAGCGUACCCUGAAAUUCUGUGUGGCUAAGAUGGAUAGCACUGUCCCCGCCGCUACCGUCAGCAACGAUGUUAUCGAGUCGCACAAGCAGUCAGCUAAUCAGAUACUUGCCUCAUACAUUGAACAUCAGGAGGCCAACAAGAUGCGCAUUGGUAUUUCCGAUAUUCUCACCUUUUCAGCUCUCGGAAACAAGUUCCUUCAGGACAAUGGCUUGAACAACAAGCUCUUGGCUGAGGAACCGGAACUUUGCAACACAGUUAUCAAUGUUGCCAUCAACCAUGUGCACCUCUUGGCCGGCCUGCUCUACCCUUAUAUGCCCACUACGGCUGAAUCCAUCUUCCAGCAGCUUGGUCAGGAGCCAAACCCAUUCAUUCCCGAUGUCUUUGGCUUUACCGCCGUCCCUGUUGGUCACAAGAUUGGCACCCCUGGUCCUCUCUUCUCCGUCAUUCCUGCUGCCAAGCUCGAUGAGUGGCGCGAUGCCUACGGUGGCGCAGAGCUGAAGAAACAAAAGGCCAUUGAGGCGGAGAAGGCCGCGGCGAAGAAGGCGAAGAAGCUUGCUGAUAAGGAGAAGAAGAAGGCCAAGAAGGCUGAGACCGCAGAUUUGAAGACGGAAGGUGCUUCCACUGCUGCGGAUAUUUCGAAGCUAUCUUUGGAGGAAAAGAAAUAA
This is a messenger RNA of Cordyceps militaris CM01, 1983 nucleotides long. RefSeq names its product methionyl-tRNA synthetase. The record is from RefSeq and is a predicted model, not a curated record. The transcript has 2 exons. Gene Ontology annotation, molecular function: methionine-tRNA ligase activity; ATP binding. Gene Ontology annotation, biological process: methionyl-tRNA aminoacylation. Gene Ontology annotation, cellular component: aminoacyl-tRNA synthetase multienzyme complex; cytosol. Lineage: Eukaryota; Fungi; Ascomycota; Sordariomycetes; Hypocreales; Cordycipitaceae. The coding region runs from base 1 to 1983 and encodes 660 amino acids.